This is a messenger RNA of Cuscuta campestris, 572 nucleotides long. NCBI's taxonomy places the organism in Eukaryota, Viridiplantae, Streptophyta, Magnoliopsida, Solanales, Convolvulaceae. The record is from the annotation of a GenBank genome assembly.
CAAGUUUAUGCAAAGCAACAUAAUAUUUUGUGCGGUCAACCUUUAAUAAAGGUGGAUGACAUUGACUGUAGAUCAUCAUCAUUCACACUGGAUAUGGCUGCAAGGAUGACGAAUAGCUGUAGUUUUAGUCUACAAGGAUUGGCUCCUGGUAUCCAUGCUUCGAAGGUACCAGUCUGAUCUAUCUCAUGUACUCCCAGCAGACACGGUUACCCUUGAUGAAAAUCUUACCUAUGCGGAUGAGCCGAUAGAGACCUUAGCUCGCGAGACCCGACAGCUGAGGAGCAAAGUGAUCCCAUUGGUCAAAGUACUCUGGAAAAAGUCACCCCGUAGAAGAGGAGACUUGGGAAAUCGAGGAAUCUAUAUGUUCCCCAUAUCCACAUCUCUUAAGCGACCAAUGAUUAGGCUUGAUGAACCUGGAGCCUAUCUUGGAGGGGCAUGAAACUCUCCAACCGCAGGUUUCCCAUCCGCGAUCUUCGUCGACGACCCAGACGCAGCGCCGCAACUCUAACACAGGCGACUCCAUUCUCUCCGGCGUGAAUCUUCUUUCCUCCGGCGGAUUUCAGGUAGGGUUU